CUGCAGUUUUCUGUGUUAACCUGGUGCAAAGAAGCAAUGGAUUCGGAGACUACAGGUUCAAAGGGUUCCUCUGGAGUGAGAAUAGUGACUCGUAAAUCACUCUUCGAUAAGAUGAAGAAUGAAAAUUUACGUAAUUUAGAAGAAAAGCUAUGUUUUUUGAGAGACCACCUUUUAACUCAAGACAACCUUAGUGAAAGUCAGUUAAAUAAACUGAAACGCAAUUUUUCACAUUUCAAAUCAGAAAUGAAGCAAAGGUGGAUUAAAUCGCACAAAAAAGAAGAGGUUUUCUUAACAAACAACCAUCUUUGGCUGGAAGGCAAUUUCGAAAUUCCAGUCACAACUAAAAAUCGUCAAGGUCGCCCUCGUAAAUCAUUUGGUGAAUCUAGCGAAAGGAGCAAAAGAAGAAAAACUGAAGAGAUCCGCUCCAAUGUAGAAGAUGGUGUUAUAGUUCACGCAGCUCAAGUUGAACUGAGAAAAUCGGGAAAACGUGAUGCUUCCCGCGUUCUCCAAGAUAUAACAAGCUCUCCGACGCGUGCAACGAAGUACAAAAAAGCUUUCGAUACCUCUAAGUGUGGAAAAUCAUCGCGUCUAACCCCCAUGGAAGCUUUAAAAAUGUUUAUAGAUGCAGAUUUAACACGAGCACAGUAUGAAGUUAUAAGAAACACGAACAAGAAGUUUUCCCGUGUUAUAGCCUAA
Danaus chrysippus (African queen) is the source of this 696-nucleotide messenger RNA. Lineage: Eukaryota; Metazoa; Arthropoda; Insecta; Lepidoptera; Nymphalidae. The record is from the annotation of a GenBank genome assembly.